Molecule: messenger RNA, 315 nt
Organism: Pseudogymnoascus destructans
Lineage: Eukaryota; Fungi; Ascomycota; Leotiomycetes; Thelebolales; Thelebolaceae
Exons: 1
Coding region: 1-315 (104 amino acids)
Source: RefSeq, a predicted model, not a curated record
AUGUUGUUUUGUUUCCUCCUCCGCUAUGUAAUGUCACCCAUGCCACAAAUUGCCCCUGGCCAUCCGCGAUGCAAGCAAGCAAACCACCUAAACGCUACUGAACGCCACAAAAUUCCCUCUCAUGAAGCAUUCAUUCUCAGAUCCCCUCAGAUCUACGACAAUAACACCGAAACCACCGCCAUCCCCGCAACCCACCACACCCCCCCCCCAACCCUCACCCCCGCACUAUCCGCCAUCCCACAACACGUAGCAUUAUACGUGACAUUAUUCCACUUCGCUGCAACCUCAAAAACACUCCCAUUCCCCACAUUAUAA